Messenger RNA from Eurypyga helias (sunbittern), 515 nucleotides. RefSeq names its product phospholipase A2 inhibitor subunit gamma B-like. The annotation marks the transcript as partial. Gene Ontology annotation, cellular component: extracellular region. Gene Ontology annotation, molecular function: phospholipase inhibitor activity. The record is from RefSeq and is a predicted model, not a curated record. Lineage: Eukaryota; Metazoa; Chordata; Aves; Eurypygiformes; Eurypygidae. The transcript has 3 exons.
GAGGGAUGGCAAUCUCUUCAACCAUCAAGUCCUGCCUGCCCUCCAGCAUCUGCCAUCUUGGUCCUAUCACCAUGAACUACGGGAAGGUAAAAGCAAGGAGCCACUUAGCCUGUUGCACAGGUGACGACUGUCAAACAACCUCUGUCUCACUGCCACCAGAGGAUAACGUGCCCAAUGGAUACCAGUGUCCUGCCUGCUACAGCGUGGACUCUUUCCAGUGUGGUAAUGAAAUUGUAAACUGCUCUGGAUCCGAAACCCAGUGUGUUGACCUUGCUGGGUUAAUGACUUCUGGUGGACUGUCUCUGAAAGCUGCCAUGAAGGGUUGCACAACUGUUUCUGAAUGCAGUCUUGUUGGAGAUGGAAAAAACAGUCUGGGGGUGAUGGACAUAAAGUUGAAGCGGUUCCAAUGCACACCAGCUUUUCCUUUGGCCAGAAAGAGUUCUGGGUUUGCCCCUCCACACACCCUCUUCCUCCCUGUCCUGUCAGGAUUAAUCUUGGAGAAGGUACUUUUCUGA